Messenger RNA from Gavialis gangeticus (Gharial), 5427 nucleotides. RefSeq names its product ataxin 2 (gene ATXN2). Gene Ontology annotation, biological process: cytoplasmic stress granule assembly. Gene Ontology annotation, cellular component: cytoplasmic stress granule. Gene Ontology annotation, molecular function: RNA binding. The coding region runs from base 39 to 2663 and encodes 874 amino acids. The transcript is spliced from 20 exons. The record is from RefSeq and is a predicted model, not a curated record. NCBI's taxonomy places the organism in Eukaryota, Metazoa, Chordata, Crocodylia, Gavialidae.
UCGAGCAGUCCUGUCCUUGUUCUUGUUGAAUCUGAUGCAUGUAUUUUAAUAAUUUCAGAGGUCGCAGCAGUGGCAAAGGCCCACCUCAGCCUACAAUUUCUUUUGAUGGCAUCUAUGCAAACAUGAGAAUGGUUCACAUACUUACGUCAGUUGUUGGCUCCAAAUGUGAAGUACAAGUGAAAAACGGAGGUAUAUAUGAAGGAGUUUUUAAAACUUACAGUCCUAAGUGUGAUUUGGUGCUUGAUGCUGCUCAUCGGAAAACUGCCGAAUCCAGUUUGGGGCCAAAACGCGAAGACAUAGUAGAGAGUAUCUUGUUCAAGCCUUCAGACUUUGUUAUGGUGCAGUUUAAGGAUAUGGAUACAAAUUACGCAAGAAGAGAUGCUUUUACUGAUUCGGCAAUCAGUGCUAAAGUAAAUGGUGAACACAAAGAGAAGGACCUAGAACCAUGGGAUGGUGGAGAGACAACCACCAGUGAGGAGCUGGAGGCUUUAGACACAGAUGUUUCUAAUGGAUGGGAUCCCAAUGACAUGUUUCGUUACAAUGAAGAAAAUUAUGGUGUAGUGUCUACUUAUGACAGCAGUUUAUCUUCUUAUACGGUGCCCUUAGAGAGGGAUAAUUCAGAGGAGUUUUUAAAACGGGAAGCAAGAGCAACUCAGCUUGCAGAAGAAAUUGAAUCAAGUGCCCAGUACAAAGCUCGGCUUGCCUUGGAAAACGAUGACCGGACAGAAGAAGAAAAAUAUACUGCUGUCCAGAGAAACUCCAGUGAGCGAGAAGGACAUGGUGUGAACACUAGGGAAAACAAGUACAUUCCUCCUGGACAACGAAAUAGAGAUGUCCUGUCCUGGGGAAGUGGAAGACAGAAUUCGCCCAGGAUGGGCCAGGCUGGCUCAGGGCCCUCCAUUUCAAGAUCUGGAUCCCAUACUUCAGACUUCAGUCCAAACUCUGGAGCAGAUCAAAGAGUAGUGAAUGGAGGUGUUCCCUGGCCAUCGCCUUGCCCAUCUCCUUCCUCUCGCCCACCUUCUCGCUACCAGUCAGGUCCCAACUCUCUUCCACCUCGGGCAGCCACCCCUACAAGGCCGCCCUCCAGGCCCCCCUCGCGGCCAUCCAGGCCCCCGUCUCACCCCUCUGCUCAUGGUUCUCCAGCUCCUGUCUCUACUAUGCCUAAACGCAUGUCUUCAGAAGGGCCACCACGGAUGUCUCCAAAGGCACAACGGCACCCUCGAGGUCACAGAGUCUCUACUGGUAGGGGUACAAUUUCAAGUGGCUUAGAAUUUGUAUCUCAUAAUGCACCAGGGGAAGCAUCUACUGCUACAGUGGCACGAGGCGGCCCUUCAGGUGGGACGUGGUCAUCAGUGGUCAGUGGGGUUCCUAGAUUAUCCCCCAAGACCCACAGGCCCAGGUCACCAAGGCAAAGCAGCGGUUCCACCGGUGCAGCUUUGUCCUCUCCUCAAGCUGGAACUACUCCCACUGAAUCAGUUGCCAUGCCUGUUCCAGCAGCCUCUCCCACACCUGCUAGCCCUGCGUCCAACAGAGCAGUCACCCCAUCCAGUGAAGCUAAAGAUACCAGACUUCAGGACCAGAGGCAAAAUACUGCAGCAGGAAACAAGGAAAAUACUAAGCCAAGUGAGACUUCACCUAGCUUUCCUAAACCCGAGAACAAAGGUGUAUCUCCAAUGGUUUCGGAACACAGAAAACAGAUUGAUGACUUAAAGAAAUUUAAGAAUGACUUUAGGUUACAGCCAAGUUCUGCACCAGACACAGUAGAUCAGCUGCUAAAUAAAAACCGAGAAAAUGAGAAAUCAAGAGAUACAAUGAAAGAGAAAACAGAAUCAACUUCUAAAGAAUCUGUUGUUGAAACCAGCAGUAAUGCCAACUCUAACAGUGGCAGUAGCAAGCCGAAUAGUCCCAGUAUUUCUCCAUCAAUUAGUAGUAGCUCUGAGCAGAAGCGAGGGCCAGAAGUAACCUCCCAAGGUGUACAGACAUCUGGACCAGGCAGUAAACAAGAGAAGGAGGAUAAAGAGGAGAAAAAAGAUACUGCUGAGCAAGUUAGAAAAUCUACACUUAAUCCAAAUGCAAAGGAGUUCAACCCUCGAUCUUUUGCUCAGCCGAAGCCCUCUACGACACCCACCUCGCCUCGUCCACAGGCUCAGCCCAGCCCUUCUAUGGUGGGUCAUCAACAGCCGACUCCAGUGUAUACUCAACCUGUCUGUUUUGCACCAAAUAUGAUGUACCCAGUCCCAGUGAGUCCAGGCGUGCAGCCUUUGUAUCCUAUUCCCAUGACACCCAUGCCAGUGAACCAAGCCAAGACAUAUAGAGCAGGUAAAGUACCAAAUAUGCCACAACAGCGGCAAGACCAGCAUCAUCAGAGCACCAUGAUGCAUCCUGCAUCAGCAGCUGGCCCUCCGAUUGUUGCAACACCACCAGCUUAUUCAACUCAGUAUGUUGCCUAUAGCCCCCAGCAGUUCCCUAAUCAGCCUCUUGUGCAGCAUGUGCCACACUAUCAGUCUCAGCAUCCUCAUGUCUAUAGCCCUGUAAUACAGGGCAAUGCUAGAAUGAUGGCCCCGCCGACCCAUGCACAGCCCGGUUUAGUAUCUUCUUCAACACAGUAUGGUGCGCAUGAGCAGACGCAUGCUAUGUAUGACAACAGAAAAACAGUAGAGUAAUUCUUGUUGCAAGCAACUCAGAGACCACAAGAGCUCAGCAUGCUCUUGGCACUAUGGAUUCCUGUUUAAAAUCCCUGGGUUUAUCUUGUGAAUCAUGUUUGUGCACUAACAGUGCUGUCAUUGUGUGGCACCCUGCAUUACCCUUGAAAGGAUCUCAAGGCACCCCGGGAUGCCAUGGCAUCCAGCUUGAGACUCACUGUGCUAAGAGAUAGCAGCUGAAUGAAGUCUUUGGAAACUUCUUGAUGCUCUACGCACGACACACCCCAAUUGAUUUUUCUUGGGCUAAUUGGGGCUGAAGUUCUGUGAUGAGACCAUGACUGCAGUUUUGGAAUUUGAGACUUCUGUUUCUGGUAACUGGCAAACCACUGCCUUAAUGCUAGUGAUACUGUUAACAGUGUAAAGACUGUCAUCCAAGCAAAGUGUCAUUUUAUGUGUAGGCUAAUGUUUCCUUGGUAAACGGAAUAUAAAUAUUUAAAUUCAUGUUUUAAGUGUUUAGUUUCUGACUUCAGUGAUGACCAGGAAUCUCCAGAAUGAUCGGUUUGUCACCUUUUGCUUGCACCAACCUUGCUGAAAUCCUGGAAAAAUGAAACACUAAAAAGUCUCUCAAGCUUCAUAAAAGUACAGGCAGUUGGGGCAAGGUUUUUCUUCAGAAUAGGUUGUCACAGGCUGGCCCCUGAGAACAUAGACCCAUGGUCUUUUGGGGACUUAAAGAUGGAGAUAAAUGUCGGACAAGGAAAGUAUCUGCAGUGGGUGAUGGAAGCAUGUUCUCGGCAUCUUCAGGCAUGUCCUUUAUUGCCUACUUUAACAUGACUCCAUUAAAAUGCCUGCUUAGCUGGCUAGGUUUUCCAUCAGUGGCUUAGUGAAUGACUCUUAACAUAGUAGCUCAGAUGCAGAGCAUUCCCCAUUCACAUUUCAGCAAGUGUCUCAAGUGUUAGCUUCUUGAAGACCUUGGAACUACUGUGCAUCUGGAAGGCAACACUUCAGCUUCCAUGCAUCAAUAGCUGGCUGUUUGCAUGAGCAAAUUGUAGCAUUGGAUAAGCUGGUGUACUGCUGCCAGGGUAGACUGCUAUAGGGCACUUUGCUGGAUACACUCAUAAUAGCUUAAACUAGGCAACACGAGCGCUUAAGAUGUCUGCAGUUUUGACUUGUACUGUAAGAGGAUAUCUGUAAUAACAUUUUUGUAGGCGUGUAUUACUUUCUUAAAAAUCUUAAUUUUCCCUUCAACAUCUGUAAAGUGGGUAUGACAGCACAUCUUGGAAAGCACUUUUCAAACUGAUGUUAAUUUUUUCAGAGCUGUUUGGUGAAUCUAGAGUAACAACUUCCUUCUGCAUGAUUUUUGCCAUGCACAGUUAGGAAUAACAGCCACUACUUCUGUUUUCUAGAAUAAAGUCACUCAAGCAAGUUCUCAUUUACUUCUGCCUUUUUAUUUUUAUUCCCUGAUUAUUUUUUUUUUUUAAUUUUUCCCCCACUGCUUUGGGGAUGAAGUGUAUUAAGGCUCCUCUGUCCAUCAAUGUAAUGGAUGAUAUUUUGAGAUACCAUUUCAUUGUUCGUGGAAGAACUCCAUUUGCUAUCAGAUUUGUUCUGUGUGCGCGCUUGGGUGUUUUGAGGAAGAAGUCUGCAAGCUGCGCUGGGGAGUACUGCUUACAAAACAUUUUGCUUUUCUAGCGCUUCCUUAAAAUGGGAAAGGUGCUCCAGCAAGAACUGAAACUCCACUUUUGUAACUUGGUUGUGUUACUCGCCUCAAAAAAUAGUCACCUGUUGCAGAAGAGAAAUAAGCUUUUUUCUGCCCAUUUGAUUAUCUAGCCACUCUGCAAAAAGGUUCUUCAUGCCAGAAGACACUGAAUCUGAAGUGCUUCUGAUAGCUCAUGCCUGGUGAAUCUUUCUGACUGCAAAGAAAAGUGUUUGAAGCACUCAAAGACACCCCCCCACUUUGUUUCUGCUGUGUAGUUGAAUGGGUUUGCCAGAUACGUCCAGUACCAGGUAACUCCUGGGGAUCUGGCUGGCUUCUUCCUUACUGCUCUUAGCUAUUGCAUGCUUCUGUUGUUGUUUCUUCAGCUCCUGGAACAGGAGCAUCUUCAAGGGAAGCAAAGUAGCUGAACUUCAUGGCCACCAAAACCCAGGAAUUAGUGCUGUACUCAACUGCGUGCGUGUGUCUCAGUAAUGGCACUUUUAAAUACUAAUAUUAAACAAUCCAUUGAUGCAACCAAGUGGUAGAGCAGGAAAUGAUUGUAAAAAAAAGCCUCCGAUACCUGCCUGAUUUGGGUGGUAAGUUUCAGCCACUUAAACAACGUGGUUUAAGUGCCUAAUCAUGGAACAAAGCAGCAGUAUUUGGCCUUAACUGUCCAAUAAAAACAACUUAAUGCUGGAUCAUCCCUCCUGCCCUAUUAAACCACCUGCUUGUCCCAAAGAACAGUUGGAGCUUCUUGCCUCCCCUAAACUAUGGGCCACUUAUUGCCAUGUUAUCCGCCAUGGCUCAGUGCACCUUUUUAUCACUGAUCAGUGAAGUUUACUGGACCAGUCACUGAAGGGGAAACUGAAUUUGUCUGGUUGCUGUCACCUGCAGAAUGAUAUACACUGGGUCUGGUUUGCCAGGAGAACCCCUGACAAUUUUAAGCUGUGAGGGCAAAUAUAUUCCUGUAACAAUUAACUUUCAGUAGUUUAACUAUUUUUUAUUCAAAUGACUCUGUUUUAGAUAACUGCUGUCUGCUGUGAAAACUUCCCUGUGUGUUCUAAAGGCUUUGUAUAAAACCAGUACUUGGUUUUA